CCGCCUCUUCCGCCGGAGUGUAAUUUUGUUACAAUUCAACAAUCCAGCCGGAAACCGCGGAUUCAUUGUAGAAGCUGGCUGAAGAAGUUUGCACACAAAUCCUGACCUGACUUCAAUUUGUUCUUUAAAAGGAAAGAAAAAAAACAGACUUGCAUUAUGGCUCAGAGCUUUUUAAUGGAGGUGUGUGUGGACUCCGUAGAGUCUGCAGUCAGUGCUGAACGAGGAGGUGCAAGUCGGCUUGAGCUGUGUUCCAGUCUUCUGGAGGGAGGGCUCACCCCAAGUUUAGGUCUUCUACAGAUAGUAAAGCAGUACAUCAAAAUCCCAGUCUAUGUGAUGAUACGGCCUCGCGGAGGAGACUUCCUCUACUCGGAUCAGGAGGUGGAGGUGAUGAAGAAGGACAUCGAGCUGAUAAAGAACCAAGGAGCUGAUGGUGUGGUGCUGGGCGCGCUGACUGAGGACGGGCGAGUGGAUGCAGAGCUCUGCAUGGAGUUAUUGGCUGCUGCUCGUCCUUUGCCUGUGACCUUCCAUCGAGCUUUUGACAUGGUUCAUGACCCAGCUGUUGCUCUGGAGGCUCUAAUAACAUUGGGGUUCGAGCGUGUGUUGACAAGUGGCUGUGACUGCUCAGCGUUGGAGGGGCUUCCGGUCAUUAAACGCCUCAUUGACCAAGCCAAAGACAGAAUAACAGUAAUGCCAGGAGGGGGUAUCACAGAGAGGAACCUGCAGAGGAUACUCGAAGGGUCGGGGGCUCAAGAGUUUCACUGCUCGGCGAGCUCCAGCAGGGACUCCGAAAUGAAAUUCAGGAACCCCUGUGUGAGGAUGGGAGCCACUUUGUCAGCGCCUGAGUACGGCCUGAAGGUGGCAGAUGUGAGCAAAGUCCGAUCUCUAAACGCAAUAGCUAAAAAUACCUUGUGAAACCUCAAAAGUCACUCAAAAAGAAUAUUUUGGCAUUUAUUUUCAUGAAUUUUACUUUCAAAUAUGCCACAAAGCCUUGUUUUAUAUCUGUAAAUGAAGAAUUACUGAUCAAGCAACUCAGGAUGAUGCAGCAGUUUUCUGUUUGAGAUUUUUGUCAAGUUUUACAACUCAGCAGCAGGCUGUGAAUGAUUUGAAGGUUUAUUUGUGCACAUGUGUUUGUAAGAAGAAUAAAAUAACAAUGAACUCACCAUGCAUCUGUAAAAUAAAAAUAAAAACAACACAAAAAUGUAAUGAUGCUUUUAGAACAUUUGAAAA
This is a messenger RNA of Nothobranchius furzeri (turquoise killifish), 1227 nucleotides long. The record is from RefSeq and is a predicted model, not a curated record. Lineage: Eukaryota; Metazoa; Chordata; Actinopteri; Cyprinodontiformes; Nothobranchiidae.